GGGCCAGUUCAUCCCCAUAUCUUGAUCGGUUCAGAUCGGUAGGAAUAAUAUAAAUUAAAAAAUAUGAGAUCCUGCUACUUGGCACUCGGUCUGCUGUUCAUCGUCGCCGCCUCCGUUGAGGCCCGCGGCGGUAGGGGGCGUGGCGGGGGCUCGUUCGGUGGUCUAUUCGGGGGGUGGCGCAAGUACAAGAAGCCCUCGUCAUCGGGCGGAGGUAGGCGGGUGAUAAGUGGAUCCCCGGUACACACGGCCAUGACGGUGCCGAAGCCGCCCCUCCCGCCUCCACCGCCAAAGCCCAUGAUGACGCCUCCCAAGCAGCAGAUUCCAAGCUAUCCACGUCAACAGAUGCCAGCUGGAUACGGAUAUGGCUCCUACCCGACGCAGGGAGGCGGUACCUUCUAUUCCAACGCCCAGGCCCUCCCUCCGGGAGCGGUAUACUACGCCCAACCACCCAUGGGAAUGAAUCGCGGAUCAGGCACUGGAGACUUUCUGACUGGAAUGCUGGCGGGUCACAUGAUGAACAACCUCCUGUUUGGCCAUAGACACCAUGUGAGCCAUGUGUACCACCGAAAUGGAGAGGGAGACCCAUCCGGUCAGGGCACUGGUCGGCAAAUCAUCAUCGUCAACAACGGCCAGUCAGAGGGUGUGGCCCAAAAUGAAACCUCAAUUUCCCAGGAAGUCUCGGCGGUAGCUUCUCCCAAAAAUCCUUUAACAGACGAGGAUGAGGAGGGCGAGGAGGCGGCAGAGGACACAGGAGCAGAGGCAGAGGCGGCUGAAAGUGAAGGAGAGAGUUCACCUAUUUCCAGUGAGGAAUCCCCAGAAUCUGGCACAACUCCACCUCCGUCUCUGCCAAGUGGUGGAAUCAUUUGCUUCCCCGUCAAGCUAAAUGAAACAGAUCCCGAGAUCCCGGACAAAGAAGUAGAACAAAUGGUUUGCUUCCCAGCACCAGCAAGAAAUCCCGAGAAUUUUCCACCCACCACAACCGCUGAGCCACCCAUUGUUGCUGGCGAUAUUGGCGAUGGUGCUGAGGGGACUGGGACCGAGGGGGCUGGCGAUGGGGGUAGCGAGGAUGGCAGGGACGCACCUGCAGAUGCCCUUAUCGAAGUGGCGAGUUAUGUGGCAGGUAGAGCUGCGGAAGUUCAGGCUCUUACCGCUUGAGUAUUCAUAAGUUUUCUCAUAAGUUUCUGUUUCAAAAUAAAAAUUAAUUAACCUAA
Molecule: messenger RNA, 1211 nt
Organism: Drosophila ananassae
Lineage: Eukaryota; Metazoa; Arthropoda; Insecta; Diptera; Drosophilidae
Exons: 2
Coding region: 64-1155 (363 amino acids)
Source: RefSeq, a predicted model, not a curated record